Molecule: messenger RNA, 2861 nt
Organism: Acanthochromis polyacanthus (spiny chromis)
Lineage: Eukaryota; Metazoa; Chordata; Actinopteri; Pomacentridae
Product: zinc finger protein OZF-like
Exons: 4
Coding region: 245-1648 (467 amino acids)
Biological process (GO): negative regulation of transcription by RNA polymerase II
Molecular function (GO): DNA-binding transcription repressor activity, RNA polymerase II-specific
Source: RefSeq, a predicted model, not a curated record
CACCGGCGGGAUACAUGAGAACACACGCAGCACUGAGGAGGAACUGAGAAUGAAUGACCGUGUUCAAACAAAGUGUCCGUGACUUUCUGUUGGGAAAGCAUCAAGAUCUGCGGCAAACUGUGCAGGAUUGCCUUCAUCUCCAAAAUCCGGGUUGCAGCCGGUGAUUGGCAGGAGGAGGAGAGUCUGACGGAGGAGCAGAGGAAUGUUGGCAGCCAUUUAGUCUGAGCUCAACAACGGAGGAAACAUGGAUUCUUCACAAAAAAAAUGUAAACACAGCAAUGGAGUGAGAUGUCGGACCUCUGAGGAGGAUAAGGAUGGUUCGGCAACAACAGCAAAAAGAGAUGAAUCACUCAGUUGUGAGCAAUGUGGCACAACAAAAAAGCUAAGAAUUCACAAACGUAUUCACACUGUGGAGAAACCAUUCAGCUGUGAUCAAUGUGGAAAGGCUUUUACUAAGAAGAGUCACUUAAAAAGCCAUCAACUCAUUCACAGUGGAGUUAAACCAUUCAGCUGUGAUCAGUGUGGAAAGGCUUUUACUAAGAAGAGUAAUCUAACAAGUCAUCAACUCAUUCACAGUGGAGUGAAAUUGUUCGGCUGUGAUCAGUGUGAAAAGGCUUUUACUCACAAGAGAAUGUUAAUAGGUCAUCAACUCAUUCACAGUGGAGUUAAACCAUUCAGCUGUGAUCAGUGUGGAAAUGUUUUUACUGAAAAGAGUCACUUAAGAAGACAUCAACUCAUUCACAGUGGAGUUAAACCAUUCAGCUGUGAUCAGUGUGGAAAGGCUUUUACUGAAAAGAAUCACUUAAGAAGACAUCAACUCAUUCACAGUACAGUUAAACCAUUCAGCUGUGAUCAGUGUGGAAAGACUUUUACUACCAAGCCUCUGUUACGAAGUCAUCAACUCAUUCACAUUGGAGCGAAAUUGUUCGGCUGUGAUCAGUGUGGAAAGGCUUUUACUCACAAGACAAGGUUAAGAGAUCAUCAACUCAUUCACAGUGAAGUUAAACCAUUCAGCUGUGAUCAGUGUGGAAAGGCUUUUACUCGGAAGAGUAACUUAAGAAGACAUCAACUCAUUCACAGUAGAGUGAAACCAUUCAACUGUGAUCAGUGUGUGAAAACAUUUACUCAACAUGAACAGUUGUUGAUCCAUCAAUGCCCCCAUUCUGGUAGAAAGCGGUACCACUGUGACUCCUGUGAAAAAUCUUUCAAACACCAACAGAGCUUAAAAUGUCACCAACGCAUCCACACUGGACAUGAUGUGUAUGUGUGUGAUCACUGUGGCAAACCAUUUGUACUUUACUCACAGUUAAAAGCUCAUGAAGUGACCCACACUGGGGUUAAACCAUACCUUUGCGACCAGUGUGGGAAACGCUACAGCUACAAUGCAAACCUCAAAGUUCACCAAUGUGUCCACACUGGGGAGAGACCAUACAGAUGUGAUGAGUGUAAGAAGACUUUUACAACUUUGGGUUCCCUGAAACGACACCAGCAGAUCCACACCAGAAAGAAAGCAUUCAAUCAGUGUCACAGUGAGCAGAACGGAACAGAUGGACAAAACCCUCAGACUUGUCAGCACUCUGCCAAUGGUGAACAGUGCUGCUUUGACCAGUCUGGACCAAUGUCCAACCAACAGGGAACCCUACAAUGACACCAGCGUAUGCACACUGGACACAGACUGAACCUCUGCCAAGAAGAUUUGUCCAUGCAGGGUUCAGUAAAAGUUCAUGAAGUCCUCCACAAACUUAAAGUCCUUGAGAUCCGGCUUCACAGAAUUCAGGUCUAAUUUCUCGUUUAGUGUCUUCGUUGCUUCGUUGCAAAAUCCAUUAAGAGGAAAGCUGUCGUUAACAGACGUGACUGGUAAAUUAAUUAUACCAUUCAAAGUGGUUACUCAGUUAUUAUCAGUGGUAGAGGGAUAGACGUCUGGAUGGUGGCAGUGAGCAGCAGGGUGAAUUUGUUAACCCUAUCUAUCUAUCUAUCUAUCUAUCUAUGAAGAAUCUCUAAUAUUGAACAAGUAGAUCAACUAAUCUCUGAUUAUGUAUGAGUUGAAAUAUAAAUACAAAAACAUGAAGUGUUGGAUGAAAAGUCCAAUCUUUGAAAGCUGACAUGUAGUUUAGAAUAAUUUCUUUGUAAAUUAGCUGCAUCCAGUCAUUAGCAUGACAUUGGCAUCAUGGAACCAUGACCACAUAUAUGUGUCUGGAGAUGGUGGCGUUUUUAUAACGGCACAUUUUCAUGCUUUGACAGAUAAAAUGAGGGAUAAAAGUUUUCAGGCACCCUGAAAAUUUUUACACAUCUUGAAGAUUAUCAUGAAAUAUUUAAGUCUUUUUUUGUGUGUGUUUCUAAGGGUGUGGCUGCAUCAGAAAGACACAAACUCGACGAGUCCUCAGUAGAGGCCAGAACCACGCCCUCUACUGGCGAAAAUCCUGUCCUCCCUAUACAAAUGAUGCAAUAUGUAUCAGUUUUGAUCAUGCUACAUAUAUCCCUUCCUACUUGAUCUGCUGACCUGUAACUCCACAAGUGAGCAGGGGACCUUAGACUAAUCUUCAGUGUAAAGUUUGAUUAUCCUCACUUCAGCACUUGCAGAGAUAUCUGACCGGACAUACCUCGCCACAUACAUACAUACAUACAUACUUACCCAGCCAGCCAGCCACAUACCGAAGCGAAUACAGUAACCCCACUGACGUUCGUCAGGCGUGGUUAAUGAUAUUUAUUUGGUUUGUUGUUUACAAGGAAAACUAACAAAACUAAAUUCUACCAAAUUUCUCAUUUUAUGGAACCAGUCAAUUUUCAGUUUUUAAUGUAUUUUUUUUGGAUGUGUUUAGUUUUUUGAUUGUACUAAAAUAAAUGACUCUUAAAGACCAGUA